AUGGGGUCGGCUAGAUCUUAUUUGCAGACUUUCACUGUGGUGGGAGUUAUUUGCCAAUUUUUAACCACUGAAGGUUUGAGCUCUGAGGUGCAGGGAAAGGCUGGAAGCUCCGUGGAGCUGGAGUGCAGAUUUCCGCCAUCAGACCCAGCGGCUGUGUCUUCUGCAUCCCAGCACGUGGUUGAAUGGGUUCGACAGGGAUUUGACAUUCCUGUCCUGAUUAAAUUUGGAACUUAUGCACCUCGUGUACAUCCACAAUAUGAGGGGCGAGUAUCUCUGGUGCGAAUCACCACCCUGAGGUUGGAGGGCCUGCUGCUCGAUGACCAGGGCUUGUAUGAGUGUCGAAUUCUCUCACUGGAUAAGCCCACAGACGAGCUGCGAAAUGGCACCUGGACUGUACUUUCUGUUACUGCCCCACCCACCUUCACUGAAUCUCCACCUCCUGUCCUCGAGGCUUUGGUUGGAAGUCAUGUUUCUCUUUCCUGUGUGGCUAAUGGCAACCCUACUCCAACCACCACUUGGCUUAAAGAUGGUAUUGCUAUUCAAAGAAAUAUUUAUGAGCACGGAGUUUUAUCUCUGCGAGCAGUGAGUAUGCAGUCGGCAGGACAGUACACUUGCCACGCCUCCAACUCUGAGGGAAACGUGACUGGCGUGACAAAAGUGAAGAUCAAAGGUCCACCUGUUAUUGUCGUACCUCCCAAAAGCACCUCACUCAACAUGUCGCAGGAUGCACGUCUCCAGUGCCAGGCAGUGGCUGAUCCUCCCAACAUGACUUAUGUGUGGGAGAAAGGUGGAGAAAACGUCUAUCACAUAGAGUCUCUGAAGUCACGAGUGAAGAUUAUGGUAGAUGGGACUCUGCUUAUCUCCAGGCUCAUCCCAGAGGACACUGGCAACUACACCUGUGUGCCAACCAAUGGCCUGCUGACUCCGCCGACUGCCUCUGCCAUCCUCACAGUGACGCACCCUGCCAAGGUACUAAAAAUGCCCCAGGAAACAUACCUCCCCACAGGUAUGGGUGGUGUGGUCUUCUGCCCAGUGAUAGCUCAGCCUCCGCUGCUCCGUGUGGAUUGGAUAAAGGAUGGAGAACCACUCGACCUGUCUUUGUAUCCAGGAUGGACCUUGACAUCAGAUGGCUCUUUGUUCAUGGCCACUGUCAAUGAUGAUGCAGCAGGCAUGUACAGGUGUACCCCAUACAACAGCUAUGGCACCAUGGGUACAUCUGGGCGAACUAGUGUAAUUCUACAGGACCCCCCAUCAUUCAGCAUCACUCCGGAGAAGGAGUACAAAGUGGAGGCUGGUAGAACCCUGCGUAUCCCCUGUCAAGGAAAUGUGGAUCCAACAAUUAAAAUGACCUGGAGCAAGGUCGAUGUGGCUCGUCGCAUUUCCUACUCCGUAGAAGCCAAUGGCUCUUUGCUUCUGCAGCCUCUCAUCAAGGACCACCAGGGGGUGUGGGAGUGCAGCGCUUCUAAUCGUGUAGCCUCAGUAAAGACCAGUACACAAGUAUUUGUCCUGGGAACCAGUCCCCAUGCGGCUACCUCUCUGUCCGUGUCUCCAGGGGUGAAGCAGGCCAACAUAUCCUGGGAGGCAGGCUUUGAUGGAGGAUCAGCACAGACAUUUUCAGUUUGGGUGAAAAAGAUUUUAGCAAGUGAUGAUGAUGGGAAGCGAGACUGGUUCUCUGUGCCCGUCCCCCCCUCCUCUGGCAGCAGGUUUCAGGUGACAGGCCUGUCUCCUUCCACCGAUUACCAGUUCAGUAUCCUGUCGCAGAAUAAAAUGGGAACCGGCCCCUUCAGUGACAUCGCCACCGCACGGACGUUGGAUCCUCCACCAAGGAGAAAUAAACUAAAGCCCCCUGCGUCGCUGUUAGCUAAUCAGGGUUCAGCAGGUGUUGUUCUGCAAUGGUCCCUUCCUGAAGCUCAGCACCCUCCCAUCACUGGCUUUGUUCUCCAGUCCCGCACCGAACAAGGGGAGUGGUUUAAUUUGGAUGAGGACAUCAGUGCCAACAGCAGCGAGAUAGUGGUUCCGGGUCUGCACAAGGACUGUGUCUACGAGCUGCGGCUGCUAUCUCGACGUGGGGACUUGCUGAGCGAGCCCAGUCCAUCAGUCAAUGUCUCCACCGUGGGUAUGGAGGUCUACCCCUCCACAUCCCGACUCCUGGAGUUCGUCCCAGAGCCAUUACUGGCCGGUGUCCUGGGUGGGGUCGGCUUCAUGUUCUUGGCCCUGGUCUUGCUGCUGGGGUCCGCCUGUGUCAUCAGCCGCAAGAGGAACCAGCGUCGCAGAAAGAAGAAAGAUGAAAGACUUCAGGCACCGGCACUCCAGACAGUGUGCUGA
This is a messenger RNA of Archocentrus centrarchus (flier cichlid), 2325 nucleotides long. Its product is annotated as protein turtle homolog A-like. Gene Ontology annotation, biological process: cell-cell adhesion. The record is from RefSeq and is a predicted model, not a curated record. The transcript has 17 exons. Lineage: Eukaryota; Metazoa; Chordata; Actinopteri; Cichliformes; Cichlidae. Bases 1 to 2325 code for a protein of 774 amino acids. Gene Ontology annotation, molecular function: protein binding.